GGGUCUACAAGAAAGAUGAACGUGAGACCUCUAAACACAACAGAUUAACCCUAUUCAUUAAACGACUAGGCACUCUUGAUAAAUGCCAACCGGACUGUCCAAGAGGACCAUCACUCCAUGGCAAUGUUUUCCAGCCAAAUGACUUCCACUCCUUUCUCAGUGCGGGACAUAUUGAACCUGGAGCAGAAUCAGGAGGACAUGGUCUCUCUGGACAUGUCUCAGCGGCUGGACAGUGCUCUCCUUCCGACCUCAUCCUGCAUGCUGUCCACUUUCAAACAAGAGCAGUUCAUGGAAAUGCCAUCCGGAGCCUCUCUCUUCAGCGAAGACCUGCAUGACGACAAAGGCAACAAGAACUUCGGAACUGCUGCCUUUUAUGGGAAGACUUUCUUAGAAAUGGACUAUGUUAAAGACGCAAAGACGGAUGACACGUUUGAAGACAAAGAGAAAAAAGACAUCAGCUGCUCCCAGGAAGAUCCGAGUGAAGAUCUGAAGCUGGAUGAUGCGGAUCGACCCAAACAGAGGAAGAGGAGGAAGCCUCGUGUUCUCUUCUCUCAAGCGCAGGUGUACGAGCUGGAGCGACGCUUCAAACAGCAGAAAUACCUCUCUGCACCUGAGAGAGAUCAUUUAGCCAACGUGCUCAAGCUCACCUCCACACAGGUGAAGAUCUGGUUCCAGAACAGACGCUAUAAGUGCAAGAGGCAGCGUCAGGAUCAGACCCUGGAGAUGGUGGGCAUCGCCCCGCCGAGACGCAUCUCGGUGCCGGUGCUGGUUCGGGAUGGGAAACCGUGCCUGGGAGACACGUCCACGUAUAACACCUCGUAUAAUGUGGGGAUCAAUCAUUUCACCUACAACACAUACCCUGCGUUUAGUAAUUUCCCGAGUCCAGGCAACACGAACUACUCAUGUAACUAUCCAUCGAGCAUGUCCAGCAUCCCGCCCUCGCAGUCAAACAGCAGCUACAUGAACUUUGGAGUUGGGGAUCUGAAUAACGUCCAGGCUUCUAUCCAGUCCAGCAGCGGGGUUCCCUCACUACACGGCAUCCGAGCGUGGUGAAAAAAAAACCCGACAUUACCUGCAUGUCAUUUCUAUGGACAUUUACACUCAAACGAUAUUUUCAUAAUUGAUGAUUAUUUGAAUAGACCGAAUCCUGGCCGAGAAGGUUUUGCUCUGUCAGAUACAAGAAAGGUUCAUUGGCUUUAAUUUUUCCCGUAGGCUACUUUAAAAACUGUCUGAAUAAUUUGCCUGCACUUGAGUUAAAUGAUGAGAGAUUAACCGCACAAAGAAUAUAUUAUAGCCUAAUUUAUAAUUUUCACCAGAUUGUAGCCUAUUAUGAGGCCUGUAAAGCUCGUGC
Rhinichthys klamathensis goyatoka is the source of this 1351-nucleotide messenger RNA. It is a transcript of the gene nkx2.5, whose product is annotated as NK2 homeobox 5. The coding region runs from base 118 to 1053 and encodes 311 amino acids. Gene Ontology annotation, cellular component: nucleus. NCBI's taxonomy places the organism in Eukaryota, Metazoa, Chordata, Actinopteri, Cypriniformes, Leuciscidae. The record is from RefSeq and is a predicted model, not a curated record. Gene Ontology annotation, molecular function: DNA-binding transcription factor activity, RNA polymerase II-specific; RNA polymerase II cis-regulatory region sequence-specific DNA binding. The transcript has 2 exons. Gene Ontology annotation, biological process: cell differentiation; regulation of transcription by RNA polymerase II.